CUGAUAAUCGUCAUUGCUGCUAAUUGUAACUUCAAGUUGCCUCAAGUGAAUCCGCUGGAAGAAAUGGCACGAAUGAAUCGCCCAGGGGCCGUGGAAGUUACCUACAAGCACAUGCGCUUCCUCAUCACCCAUAAUCCGACCAAUGUCACCCUCAACAAGUUCAUCGAAGAACUUAAGAAAUAUAAUGUGACCACUGUGGUGAGAGUUUGUGAAGUGACCUAUGACAAGAGCCCUGUGGAACAGCAAGGCAUCAGUGUCUUUGACUGGUCUUUUGACGAUGGGGCACCACCAUCGAACAAGAUUGUUGAUGAUUGGCUGAACCUGUGCAAGACCAAGUUCCGUGACGAGCCUGACUGUUGCAUUGGUGUUCACUGCGUUGCUGGCCUUGGGAGGGCUCCUGUGCUCGUGGCCCUUGCCCUCAUCGAGAGUGGGAUGAAGUAUGAGGAUGCGGUGCAGUUCAUCAGACAGAAACGCCGCGGAGCCAUUAACAGCAAGCAGCUGAUCUAUCUGGAGAAGUACCGACCCAAGAUGAAACUGCGCUUCAAGGAAACAAAUGGCCACAAGAACAACUGCUGCAUCCAGUAAAACGAAGCCUCUUGGCCGAGGGACCUGUUUUGGAUGAAGAGAAACCAAUUCCGCGCAUCUUUUACUCGGGGACAGGUUAACUUGGACUGCUUAGGACCACCUAUUCCACCGCUGGCACCAUGAGCCCCCCCCCCCACGCUCAAUGCCGAAGUUUCCAACACACACUCUGGUUGUUAUGGAGGCUGAGAAUGGGAAGGAGUAUUUUCCAUCUCGUUCUCCCAGUGGCUUCGCUCGGGGGUUGUUAGUGGUGGCUUAAGCUCACCGUCAAAUGGCCUUUUCUUUUUUCCUCCACCCCCCCAAUCGAUGUCGGUGGUCCGUUUUACUUGUCGGUUUGCAAGUUGAUAAUUACAUUUUAACUGAAUACCAAACAGUCCGAAUGCGAUUUAAGCCAAUUGCUUGGUAUAGCCCACAUAAUUGUGUUUGAUUAAAUACCUACACAAUUAACUUGACAUUCAGAUUUCGAUACCUCAUAUUCCACAUCAAAUGAAGCCCUUGGUGUUAACCUGUCCCUUGAGUGCAAUUGAACUGAUUUGUUUUACACGUAGACUGUCCAGCUGAAGAAAUCCUGUGAUUAAUAUUGAUUUCGUCGCCAAUAUGUAUUCGUUUAGAUAUCACCAAUGAAUGCGUUUUUCGGUCUCCAUAGCGGUGUGCUUGGCCCAUCUGGGAUUGUGGCCAAUAGCAAUUUACGCUCUAAAUUAUCUGCAUGCCGCAGACAUUGAUGGCUAGUUAUGGGGAUUCUAUAGCCCCGCUCCAAAAUGUUCCAGGGUAUUUUCAGCUGGGAAAUCCAAGGGGAGUUUUCAUUUCCACAGUUUAUUGCAAACGAAAUCAAAGCUGUAGACUUGAAAGCACAUUGUUUCAGUAAAUUUUUAUUGCCUUAACCUCCUUUGCUCUUCGCCUGUGAAUAACAUAAGCAGAUGUGGGGAACGAAAUAGAACUCCCCAUGGCUGAGGCAUGGGGGUCUGUGAUUCAAAAAUGCACAUUUAAAGCUAUGCUAACCAUUUACUUGCAUUAAUUUAUUUAACGUUACCUUAAUUAAUCAGAGUGGUUAUAUAUAUUGGCUUUUAAAUGUGCAUCAAAGCGAACACUUUUAGUUGAUUUUAGGCUAUAUGUAGCUUACGCCAUCUAGCUUUGAUAAUACAGUGGUUUCUGCCAUUGUGGCUUAAAGCUUCUCUUUAUGGCAUGCAAGUGUGUGCUGAGAGUCCAUUAUGGUUUGAUUCACGGUUUAAAAUGUCACGCGUGGGUCUUUGUCUAUUGCUUGCGUUGCAUAAGACCAUGUGACUGGCAGAGAUAGGAAAUGCACACGUCACAUGCACCGAGGGAAUGGUGCAUUUCUGUGUGUCUGCUGAAAGAAAGGUUUUCUUUUGGUCGUACUUCAUAGUGCCAUUGUUUCAUCUUGGUAUGGUUGUGUCAAUGAUUUUUGCAGUAAUGAUUUUGGACAUGAAACAAACGGCCUUAGAUACUAAGCAAAACCUUGGCCACUGCAAUCUCUACAAUUAUAACUAUAAACUACAAAUAUGGCCUCUGUUACUUCAGCCAAGUGUAGAAACUGGUUUCAUAGCAGUGCGUAUGAAGCGGGAAUGUUCGAUUUAAUUUUGCGCAUGGGGCAUAUGAGUACUGAACAGCUAUGAAACUAAGUGCAGAAGAUCAUAUUUAAAUACGAACAAUAUCGGAGAGAAUUACGUUUGAUAUGUCCUACACAAUGGGAUUCAUUUUUUUUAACCGAUUUUUUUAAAUUUACAAAAUGAUGCGAAACAUUAUUUUCUGCUGCGUUGCCAGUGGUGCACAAAGCAUCAAUAACAAACAACAAAAAGACAACACUUUCGUCCAUAACACUGCCUUUAAGGGGAAAAUAUAUAGCAGGCAACGUUUCGGGCAAUGGGUCUUCUCAUAUACUCUGAAGGGCCAUUGCCUGAAAUGUGACCUAUGUUAUACAUACAUUCCUCCCGAAACAGUGUUAUUGAUGAAUGUGUUGUAGUGUUGUGAUGCUGAAGUCUAUUUUUGGGCAAAAACUACAUCUCUGGCAGUUCAAACACUGAAGAUGUUCAAACUUUUUCCCGCCACCAAAUAACUUAUUUUGGAUUAUAAGUAAUGUUUUUAUUUAAGACACCAGCAUGAUAAAUCUAGGCCGCUUAAGUUCAGUUUUAGCCUUUUUGUAUGUUGAUGCGGGAAACGGAUGCAAAUAUGCUGCUUCCUCUUGUCUGCCGUCUCAACCCAUGUAAGAGUACGAACCGGUUAUCAGCAAGCGUACAGCUUUAAUGUAACUAUGCGGUGGAGAAGCCAGCCGUUUGGGGCUGUACCCGGUUCUGAUGUAUUCAGAAUUUGUUUUUGAACUUUUUUCUUGUUAACAGCGUUGGAAGUGUCACAGUCAAACAAAAAAAUAUUUCUGUAUACGGAUUACUCAUUGUCACGGGUCGUGUGCAGGUAACCCCUUGUUUGGUAUAAUUAAACAUUUGAUUGCUUGAAUACCUAAUGCAACGUAUUCACCUAAUUAGAUCUAUUUGACUAAGGAAGCAAAGUCACUAAGUCCUCGGUUUUGUUGUAUGAUAUGUUUACAUUUGAUGUCAGUCGUUGCUUAAAACCAAGCUGCUGACACAAUCAUUUCCCCGAUAUUGCAUUUUAAGCCCUUUUUCAAAUGCUUUACAAUGAAAGCAAUCAAGAGUAAAUAAUCCACUGGUGCAUGUUGAGCGAAUUAUUUUCACCGCUGAAAAUUGAGUGAUAGGGGAUUACCCGCUUGGGUUAGGGUUAACACGAACCCGACGCCUUUUAUUAAUCUAAGUACAGUAACAUUUAACUUGUGAGUGACCCUUCAACACUGGCUGUCAACAGAUUGUACUUUUUGUUUGUGGCCACUUAGCAUGCGUUUUAAGAAAUGUCUAUCGCUGAACACACGAGGUACUUGCCCCCAUUUUUAAUACAUAACAGUUGCUGUGAUCACGAUGCCGUGAGCACUCUUGUGCAAGUUGAAACCUCGAUAUGGUACUGCAGACCAAUUUCAGCAACCCCCACAGACAAUCGUCUUGAGGUGGCAAAGCCUUAUUAAUUAAUGUUACUGCGCUGUGAGGUAGCGUUUUGAGUACCGUAGCAGUAAUACAGUGGGUAGGUGUGGUUCAGUUUUUUCGUCAUUGUGUAUUCCUAAGCAAAAAGGGUUGUUUAAUGUCUGAAAUGGUUGUGCACCUGAAUUUAAUAGGGGGUCAUGGUUUAAAGUAACUUAGUGUAUGCCUGCUUUAUAACAAAUUGUUUUGUAACUAGACUAUUACUUUGACGUUUUGAUGCAACAGUGUUUCUGUAUUUUAUUACGUAUUUUUGGUAAUAAGUAAAUAAUACAAGUGUACCUUCUUUGUCAUUGCAGGUAAAAAAAAAUAUUUUGUACAAGAACUUAAUAACUUUAAGGCAGUGCUUUUCUAAUCAGCCAAACUUUUUUUGCCGACGGACCUGCAGCCUUACACUGUUUAGAAACCAAAAUGUUUUUGAGUGAAAAUGAACUGGGAAUGGUUUUGAGCGGCACAUACUUCCAGUUCUGUCUACAUUCGAACGACAUUGUUGAGUGCAACUCUGGUCUGUGUCCUUAAAGUUGUCGGCUUUUCCCAUUUUAAGAACAAUGUGAGUGGCAACUGCGCUAUCAGAAUAAGUGUCAGAAUUCAUCUGUAACAGGUCAACAAGCCUGUGAAAUACAAUAAAUGUUUUAAAUAUCAA
Molecule: messenger RNA, 4278 nt
Organism: Lethenteron reissneri (Far Eastern brook lamprey)
Lineage: Eukaryota; Metazoa; Chordata; Hyperoartia; Petromyzontiformes; Petromyzontidae
Product: protein tyrosine phosphatase type IVA 1-like
Biological process (GO): protein dephosphorylation
Molecular function (GO): protein tyrosine phosphatase activity
Source: RefSeq, a predicted model, not a curated record